AUGGGUGGAGCCAACCACUCCAUGGUGUCUGAAUUUGUGUUCCUGGGACUCUCCAAUUCCUGGGAGAUCCAGUUUCUUCUUGCCUUUUUUUUCUCUGUGUUCUACAUGGCAAGCCUGAUGGGAAACCUCCUCAUUGUAUUUUCUGUGAGUGCUGACACUAACUUGCACUCCCCCAUGUACUUCCUGCUGGCUAACCUUUCCUUUCUUGACAUGGGGUUUUGCUCUACUACUGCUCCCAAAAUGAUUUAUGACCUUUUCAGAAAACGCAAAGCCAUCUCUUUUGGGGGUUGUCUAACUCAGAUCUUCUUUAUUCAUGCCAUUGGGGGCACAGAAAUGGUGCUGCUCAUUGCCAUGGCCUUUGACAGGUAUGUGGCCAUAUGCAAGCCUCUCCACUACCUGACCAUCAUGAACCCACGAAUGUGCGCUUUGACUUUGGCUGCUGCCUGGGUCCUUGGCCUCAUCCACUCAGUGGCCCAACUGGCUUUUGUCAUAGACUUGCCCUUCUGUGGUCCUAAUGUACUGGACAGCUUUUAUUGUGACCUCCCACGACUCAUUAAACUUGCUUGCACAGAGACCUAUAGACUAGAGUUCAUGGUCACCGCCAACAGUGGACUCAUCUCUGUGGGUUUCUUCUUCAUAUUGAUUAUUUCCUACAUUUUCAUUCUGGUCACUGUUUGGAAAUACUCCUCAGGUAGUGUAUCCAAGGCGCUCUCCACCUUGUCAGCUCACGUCACUGUGGUGGUCUUAUUCUUUGGGCCAUUAAUUUUCUUUUACACCUGGCCCUUCCCUUCAUCACACUUGGACAAGUUUCUUGCUAUCUUUGAUGCUGUUCUCACUCCUUUUCUGAAUCCAGUCAUCUAUACAUUCAGGAACAAAGAGAUGAAGGCAGCAAUGAAGAAACUGUGCCAUCAGCUUGUGAGUUACAGGAAGAUGCCUUAA
Molecule: messenger RNA, 939 nt
Organism: Odocoileus virginianus texanus
Lineage: Eukaryota; Metazoa; Chordata; Mammalia; Artiodactyla; Cervidae
Product: olfactory receptor 4F15-like
Biological process (GO): G protein-coupled receptor signaling pathway
Cellular component (GO): plasma membrane
Molecular function (GO): G protein-coupled receptor activity; olfactory receptor activity
Source: RefSeq, a predicted model, not a curated record